UGACUUAUAUAUGCGACUGCCUCACGGAGGUGUCCCCGUUACACCCGCCAGACACCGCCAACCCUCCGUUAGCUACGCUCGCAUACUCCCACGGACCACAGGUGAAGCUUGAAUCUCGAACACUCUGCGGAAGCCUUUUCAUUAGACCCCCUCUUCUCACCCCCACAUAUUGUUCACAUGCUCCGUUCUAUCAGAUUAACUCGCGUGCUGGCAAGUGCCCUUCCCGCGGCUAAGCACAUUCUUCCCUCGGCUCGGCUGGCAGCCCGCCCCGCGGCGCCAUCCCUCGUUUUCCCCGCGGCUCGUCGGCUCUAUCACAAAAACGUCAUGGACCACUACAACAACCCGCGGAAUGUCGGCACGCUCCCCCAGAGCGACCCGAACGUCGGCAUCGGCCUCGUCGGUGCCCCUGCGUGCGGUGACGUCAUGCGACUUGCCAUUCGCGUGGACGAGAAUGGCGUCAUCGAAGACGUAAAGUUUAAGACAUUCGGCUGUGGCAGCGCAAUUGCCUCGUCGUCCUACGUCACCACCCUGGUGAAGGGCAUGACGUUGGAGGAAGCCUCGAAGAUCAAGAAUGUGGAGAUUGCACGUGAGCUGUGUCUGCCGCCCGUCAAGUUGCACUGCUCGAUGCUUGCCGAGGAUGCUGUCAAGAGUGCUGUCAAAAACUACCAGGCCAAGCGUCUUGCGCGGCAGAACACGGCACCGGCUGCAAGCACCGCUUCUGCUGCUCCUGCUGCGGCUGCCCACUGAGCCAGAGGGCGGACGCAAUCGCACUGAGAGGGCAGCUUGAGCAAGAUGUACACACGGUGCACGCACAGUGCACGGUGUCUGUGAUUGUUUCUGUUUUUUCAGUAAGUUCGUUUUGGGUGUUUGUCGCUGGCACUGGCAACCAUCAGCGACAGCACUCUUGUGAUGUCGACGUGAUGAAAAUGUUUUGGCCGAGAGGUCUGCCAACGUUUCUGCCCAUGCGUUGGUUUUGUUUCUUGUUUAAUAAAUAUUGGGUUUCGGGUUAA
Molecule: messenger RNA, 1010 nt
Organism: Schizosaccharomyces japonicus yFS275
Lineage: Eukaryota; Fungi; Ascomycota; Schizosaccharomycetes; Schizosaccharomycetales; Schizosaccharomycetaceae
Product: iron-sulfur cluster assembly scaffold protein Isu1
Exons: 1
Coding region: 178-747 (189 amino acids)
Biological process (GO): iron-sulfur cluster assembly; [2Fe-2S] cluster assembly
Cellular component (GO): mitochondrial matrix; cytoplasm
Molecular function (GO): iron ion binding; iron-sulfur cluster chaperone activity; iron-sulfur cluster binding
Source: RefSeq, a predicted model, not a curated record